Exophiala oligosperma is the source of this 1796-nucleotide messenger RNA. Its product is annotated as signal peptidase I. The transcript has 2 exons. The record is from RefSeq and is a predicted model, not a curated record. NCBI's taxonomy places the organism in Eukaryota, Fungi, Ascomycota, Eurotiomycetes, Chaetothyriales, Herpotrichiellaceae. Gene Ontology annotation, molecular function: serine-type endopeptidase activity. Gene Ontology annotation, cellular component: mitochondrial inner membrane peptidase complex; membrane. The coding region runs from base 145 to 807 and encodes 220 amino acids.
ACCACCACCUACCAACUUCUACCGACCCAGCUUGUGGUUUUCAACGAUGAUCCCUUUUAUACCUCAAACUAAACGCCUGACACGAUUUCAGUCAUAACCUCCUCGCCAGAGACCCUCGAGAUAAAGAAAAAAGAGUUGGUGGCCAUGUCUCGCAUCUUUGCUGGUUUGCGCUCCGCGGGCACCACCACAUCGUUGCGACGCCCACGUACACCCACUGAGAUCCUCCUCAACAUUGCCCUGGCAGGGAUAGCAUCAUACUCCACCUUUGCUCUUAUAUCUCAUCACUUGAUAGCUAUCGGUAACAGUGACGGUCCAUCAAUGUUCCCUACCAUGCCCACCAGCACGAGCUUGACGGUUUACUCACGACGACACCGACACGGUCGAAACAUCAAGGCCGGUGACGUUAUUAUUUUCGAAAACCCAGUGUUCCUGCGAGGCAUGGCCAUCAAGCGAGUGAUUGGUAUGCCUGGGGACUAUGUAGUGUAUGAUCCCGCCCAAAGUCCCACGGUUGGAGGGGCAGGAAUUGGAGGAGAUGCCACCACGCGGGCGACCGAGACCAGUACAAGCAAGAAGACGAACACGGGCACGAGCCCUCCUCCAGAGCCAACGAUGAUCCAAGUCCCGGAAGGUCAUGUGUGGGUGGCAGGUGACAAUCUGGCUUAUAGCAGGGACUCUAGGUUCUAUGGACCUUUACCAAUGGCACUCAUACUAGGGAAAUGUCUGUACAACGGGGACGGGUGGUUCAGUUGGAGAGACAUGAGGGGGACGGGUUUCCAACCAGUCCUGCGAGAAGAAGAGGAGACGUGAUGCAAAGAACAAAGACAAAACAAGAACAAGAACAAGAUCAGAGAGGGAAAGUGAAAUAAAUGAGAUUUGUACAGAGUACAGUGUACAGGUAAAGGUACAGAGUACGGUUACAGAUACAGCCACGGCUAUGGAUACAGGUGAUGGAGGAUCGCUUGCUUGCUUGCUUCGGGUAAUAAGGCGCCUCCAGAAGCUCCACCACGAACCAACUCUACCUGAAGCUAGGAGGAUUACGCCUCUUAUACGGCAAAGGCUCAACCUUCUUCCUCUUGAGCUCGACAUCAGCACCCUCGAGCCCGGCUCUUUGCAUGACGCCAGCCAUGUUUUCAUCCCAUUGUGUCCGGAACAAGGAUGCGCUGAUGGGUGUCAACAGGUGUCGACUCAUAAAGCUGCGAGCAGAGAAACCCUCCCUUUGGACCUUGCUCUUGGCAACUUCCAGGUCGAUGGGGAUGUUGUCCUUUUGUUGCCAGAUGACGAUAGAUAAUCGGUGGUAUGGGCUACCUUUCUGAGCGUGAGGCGGCAGCCAAGGUAGGAGGACUUGAUUAUCGGCGGACAGUUUGGCGAGGUCGACCAAAGGUUCGGUCACAGAGAUGGGAACAUUGGUAGCCAAGAAGUGGCAUCUCGAGUCGAAGCUGUCGGUCUCCAAGUUGGGGACGUCUGGGUCGACCACAGCAAUGCUGACCAACUUCUCACCUCGUUCAAAGGUUUGCAGAGUCAACUGGCAGGCGUUCUCGCUGAUGUCUGAUCGCACGAAUUCGCCGGGUGGAACAGACUUUCUGCCAAAUGCAAUCUUGAUGUCCAAGAUCGGAUCACAUGUUGGGAUCACAUCUGGUACAACAUUCAUCUGGGUAAUGCGUUGGACCAGAAUCUUCCGGGGGUAUUCUCGCCAUUUUCGCUCGGCUAGGUAUCUGUAGAUGGGUUUAUUCAUGUCUCCUGUUUUAAAUUGUCAAUGUAGCUCUUUGAGAUCUAGCUUGAGAUUAUCUCACCUUUGC